AUGUCUCUCUUCGACGUCGACGAAAAUCAUCGGUUGUCGCUGAGUAGAAUCGAAGCGGCGGUUCCUUUCCUCGACGAAGCGAAGAAAAUCGUGGGUUUCUCUCCUCGCCGACGAAGCAAAUCGGCGGUGGAUCUCGUCGAGGACAAAGCAAAUCGACGGUUGCUGCUCAUUAGAAUCGAAAGCCAGCAGGAGGUAGUCUUCGGUUUUGGACAAGAUACUGGCGAAGUAUCUUCAUCACAAGUGCCUCUAUCUGGCACUCAACGAAGUGAAGAUUCGCAUGUGCCUGAAGACUUUCCCGCAGAACGUAAAGAACGCAGAGCAUGGACACCGCCUGAUGACAUUCUGCUCAUCAGCUCGUGGUUAAACACGAGCAAAGACCCCGUUGUGGGGAAUGAGCAGAAGUCUGGUGCCUUCUGGAAGCGAAUCGCCGCGUACUUUGCUGCAAGUCAGAAGGUCGCCGGUAGUGAAGUGAGGGAGCAUGCCCACUGCAAGAACCGUUGGCACAAGAUUAAUGAUCAGGUGGGAAAAUUUUGUGGCGCGUAUGAAGCGGCAACCAGAGAGAAGAGCAGCGGUCAAAAUGAAAAUGAUGUGUUGAAGCUUGCUCAUGAAAUCUUCUUCAACAGCUACCAGAAGAAAUUCACGCUCGAGCACGCGUGGAAAGAGCUCUGCAAUGACCAAAAAUGGUGCGAGCUUUCAACUUCUAAAAGCGAGAGAAGCUCUAAGAGGAGGAAGUGUGACGAUGCCGCACAAUCAUCGACCUCACAAGCCACUGAAACCAACAAUGAUCAAGCAACGGCUCGCCCCCCGGGCGUGAAGGCUUCAAAGGGUCUUACUAAGCAAAAUACCAAGGCAGAGUUGAAGGCGGCGGCUGAGUUUGAUACCAUGUGGAGCAUCAAGAAGGAGGAUUUUGACAUGAAAGAGAGGAUGUCGAGGAUGAUGCUACUGGAAAGUCUUAUUGCAAAGCAAGAACCGCUUGCUGACUAUGAAGAAGCGUUGAAGAAAAAGCUGAUUUCCGAAUUGAUGUCUUAA
This is a messenger RNA of Brassica napus (rape), 1029 nucleotides long. RefSeq names its product glutathione S-transferase T3-like. Lineage: Eukaryota; Viridiplantae; Streptophyta; Magnoliopsida; Brassicales; Brassicaceae. The transcript has 2 exons. The coding region runs from base 1 to 1029 and encodes 342 amino acids. The record is from RefSeq and is a predicted model, not a curated record.